Closterium sp. NIES-67 is the source of this 2547-nucleotide messenger RNA. Lineage: Eukaryota; Viridiplantae; Streptophyta; Zygnematophyceae; Desmidiales; Closteriaceae. The record is from the annotation of a GenBank genome assembly.
GGUGGUAGUACUACAACUAGAACAUGCGCGUCCCGUGUUUGUUCACUUCGCAGAUUCCAUAAAAAAACGCUCGUUUAUAUUUCCGUUCGACCGAAAUCGUAGCGCCGUCGCUGCAUGAAACGCGAUCUUACCAGGUCACCGAGAUACAUUCGUCCCGUGCUUCGACUCGAAGCCUAUUUUCGAGGCGCCCAAAAAGUAGAAGACGCCGCGACACCAAUUACCUUGUGCGACACGCGCAUCGCACGAGUCCUCUGUCACGAAGGCCCGAUCCCGCUUCUAGAAGUAGUUAGAAGCUCGAUUCCGCGGAGCCCGAAACCGGCGGCAAUGCGCGCGAGGGAUGGGAUGCAGCGAGCAUGGCGCGCACUAUCCGCGCUUUGGCUUACCAGCGUCGUCUCCUCGUGCCGCGCACAAACCAUCCACGCCUCUCAAGCGGUCUUUCUCACGGACUGCCAGAAUGCAUGGGCAAGGACGUUUGAGGGGUGGACGCAGGGAGCCAAUUGCAGCGCCGCGUAUGGGCUUGAGUGCGACGGUUCUGGCAUGAUCACCAGAAUGAUUAUCUCGAAUAAUUCACUCACGGGCUCCAUUCCCGACAGCAUCUCCUCGCUCACAGCACUCACACAGCUGGAUUUGAGUGAUAACAAACUUUCUGGGUCUAUUCCAACCGGAGUUGGAAAGCUUUCUCGCUUGAAAGAACUGAGUUUAAGAAUUAACUCCCUCACGGGCUCCAUUCCCAACAGCAUCUCCUCGCUCACUGCUCUCACACGGCUGCAUUUGAGCGUCAAUCGACUCACUGAGCCUAUUCCAGCUGGAAUUGGAAACCUCACGUCGUUGCAAACCUUGAGUCUUAGGAUCAACUCCCUCAUGGGCUCCAUUCCCGACAGCAUCUCCUUGCUCACUGCUCUCACACGGCUGGAGUUGAGCACUAAUAUUCUUGAUGGACCUAUUCCAGCCGGCAUUGGGAAGCUUUCUAACUUGGAAGAACUGUCCUUGUCUUCCAACAAGCUCUCUGGACCCAUCCCAGACUCCAUCGGCUCCCUCUCCAAAUUGGUUGUUCUGUCUCUUGACGACAACAACAAUCUGUCAGGGCCCAUUCCAACAUCUGCUGGAGGGCUUUCAAACUUGAAGGAGUUCAACAUUGAUGGCACGAACCUCACUUGCCCCGCUGACAACAGCUGUGGCCAAACCCAAUCGCCAAGCAUCCCAGCUCUGUGCAAGAUUUGUGGCAGCUUUUGCACUUGUGGUCUAUCAAAGGGAGCCAUUGUUGGCAUUGCUGCUGCUGCUGUGGUCAUACUCCUCCUGCUUCUGGCUGCCAUUCUGCUCUACUUCAAGCAUAAGAGGCAGAAAAACUCAAAAGUCCUGUGUGCCAGUCUGGCCGCUGCGCACUGCACGGAGUUCUCUCUGGCUGAGGUUCUCAAGGCCACCAACAACUGGUCCAGGGACAACCAGCUUGGCUCGGGUGCAUUUGGUGAUGUCUACAAGGGAGUGUCUCCCCGCGAUGGCACCACAGUGUGGGCUGUGAAGCGAGCCAAGCUGAUUGACGUGGACUUUCACAGGGAGGUCCAGCAGAUGGCCGACAAGAACCAUCCCAACAUUGUGCGGCUGCUUGGGUUUGCUGUUGGAGGGGACUUGAGGACACGGCCAGAGCAAGUCCUCAUCUACGAAUAUGUGCCCAACGGUGACCUCGAAAAGUGGAUCGAUUCAAAGUUGUCAUCUCCCUUGAGCCUGCAGCAGCGGCUGGGCAUACUCGUCGGUGCUGCUCGUGGCUUUGAGUACCUCCAUCGCUUUGGCAUUGUGCAUCGCGACAUCAAACCCGCCAACAUCCUCAUUGGAGACGACAUGCAGGCCAAGAUUGCAGAUUUCGGGCUUUUGAGAGUGGGAGAGGGUACCACAGUGGGCAUUACUCGAAUCAUGGGAACACCGGGCUAUGUGGAUCCCGUUUACUCCAGGACGUCAAAAACAACCACCGCCACUGAUGUCUACAGCUUUGGUGUGCUCAUGCUUGUGGUGGUCACUGGACGCCCUCCACUCUCCGAAUCUUACGGCGAGAGCAGCCACAUCCUGUCAUGGGUGUCUGAGUGUCUGUCCUCCAACACCAUAGCGAGCCUCAAGACCCCUGGCAUGGAUGCCCCUGAGGCUGCUAUGCUGCGCGUGGCUGAGCUGGCGAUCAGCUGCACUGUGGAGCGCACUGCAAGCCGCCCAACCAUGGCUCACGUUGCCAACGAGCUGCAGGCCAUCAGGGAGGAGGUGGUGGGGAAAGACGAGCUGAUCGCUGCCGUCAAGGUGGAUGCGGAGGUUCAAGAGAUGAAUGCGUCAGUUGAGUUGAAUCUAGAGUCGCAACUCCAGUUGAUUGGGGACAGCUUUCAAGCUGAAAUCCCAGUCUAGUGUAGUGACAAGACAUCCUUCCAUUGAGUUAACAAUUGGUUAGAGUUGUGGAGUAAAUUUUUCCUGUUUGACCUCAAAGUUUCAAUAUCCUAGUAGCCUGUUAGUAGUGUCCGGGAACAUCUAGGGUCUGCCCCAAGUGUGCUGCACAGGAGUUGUUAAUGGACA